Molecule: messenger RNA, 1581 nt
Organism: Beta vulgaris subsp. vulgaris (sugar beet)
Lineage: Eukaryota; Viridiplantae; Streptophyta; Magnoliopsida; Caryophyllales; Amaranthaceae
Product: protein CUP-SHAPED COTYLEDON 1
Exons: 4
Coding region: 282-1289 (335 amino acids)
Biological process (GO): regulation of DNA-templated transcription
Molecular function (GO): DNA binding
Source: RefSeq, a predicted model, not a curated record
AAUAAGUAUAAACUCUUACUUAUUCAUCUAUUGUAACCCUUAUCAUCCUCUCCUCUUAAAUUUUCCUACCCAUCUUCAAAACCUUAAGACUAUACUUUCUUCAUACUAUUACACACCCACCAAGCUCCCUAAAGUUUACUUCUGUCGGAUGCUCCUUAUUUUCUUAGGAAAUCAAGUCCAUCAGAUUUUCUAUAAGAGUAAAACAGUGAUUUAUAAAGGCAUAAUUAGCUAGCUGAAGAUAAGAAAAAGGGGUAAUUAGUUAUCUAACUAGGAAGAUCAAGAUGGAAGGUGGAGAUCAACAACCAAAAGAAGAAAGUUUGCCACCAGGAUUUCGGUUUCAUCCCACUGAUGAAGAGCUGAUCACUUAUUAUCUAGUGAACAAGAUCUCGGACGCGAGCUUUACAUGUCGAGCUGUUGCAGAUGUUGAUCUUAAUAAAUGUGAACCAUGGGAUCUUCCAGGGAAAGCCAAAAUGGGAGAAAAAGAAUGGUAUUUUUUCAGCUUAAGGGACAGAAAAUACCCAACAGGAGUUAGAACAAAUCGCGCAACCAACACAGGUUACUGGAAAACCACUGGAAAAGACAAAGAAAUAUUUAACAGCAAUACAAUGGAGUUGGUUGGAAUGAAGAAGACAUUGGUUUUCUACAGAGGGAGAGCUCCUAGAGGAGAGAAAACCAAUUGGGUCAUGCAUGAAUAUCGUGUACAUUGUAGAUCUGCCUAUAGAAGUGCUAAGGAUGAGUGGGUGGUCUGCCGAGUAUUCCAAAAGAGUGCAGGCGUGAAGAAAUACCCUACAACACAAUCAACAAGAGCAAUCAAUCUAGAAAUGGGACCAAGUCACAUACUUACAUCCCCUAUGAUGCCCUUAGACCCAGCUCAAUUUAACCUUGGAAGAAACUACAUGAUGAACAACCAUCAUGUUGAUCAACUCGCCGAGCUCUCACGGGCCCUACGAAGUGGUGGCUCCACUACAACCUUCCCCAUCCAGUCCCAAAUAAACUACCCUACUCUUGGCGGCGGUGGCGGUGGCGGUGGUAGUGGUCCUGGUGGAGGGUUCACCAUUUCUGGCCUUAACUUGAACCUUGGUGGGGGAUCACAAGGCCCGGCACCGCCCUUAAGGCCAAUGAUCCACCAACAAGGAGCACAACAUGAUGUUACUUCCUCCAUGAUGACUGGACUUGAGAAUAGCUAUGCUUCAGUAGACAUGAACAUAAAUGGACAUGGUGGAUCAAGUGGUAGGUUCAUGAAUGUGGACAAUUGUGUCGAGUUUGACCAUUAUUGGCCUACAUAUUAGGAUGAGGAAAAGUACUACAACGUACGACAACUACCAUGCAUGUAUGAAUUUUGUCAUCAAUGGAGUUUGGUAUGAUUGGAGGAGAAGUAAUUAAGUAGAUAGCAACCAUAUGGAAGUCAUUUGGUUGUAGGAAUAAGCUUAACUAUUGUAAGGUCUAGUUUGUAGUAAUUUUUAGUUUGUUGCAACUUUAUAAGUGCUUUUUUUUUUCCUUUUUCUAAAACAUGUAUUUUAUAGUUCAUAGUCAAAAGUUAGAACUUCUACAAAUCAAUAUUCUAUAUUUUCUCUUCAGCUA